GUGCCAGUUGGGGGUCGAACAAAGCGCUAUAAAGGCUUUUGCUUUUUCAUUCGAAAAGCAGAAUCUUUUCUUUCCUCGCUUCGAGUAGCACUCUCGAUAUUAAACCAUUCAACAUGUUCAAACUGUGCAUUCUUUCCGUUCUUCUGACUAUCGUAUGCUCUGCACCUGCCCCUGUGCCGGGAGCGGUUUUGGCGGCACCCGCGGCUGCAAUCGCAGCAGUGCCAGCGCCGAUUGUGACGGCCAGUAGCAGCCAAGUGGUCGCCAGAAAUUACAACACGCUCGCCGCGGCUCCUCUGGCUGCAGCUCCGAUCGUCUACGCACCGACGCCUCUAGCAGCUUACAGCACUCAUGCCAUUGCACCUGCUGCAUACACUGCCUAUUCCGCUCCAGUUCUACUUAUUAUCGUACUGACUGCAAGCCAGACAUAUACGAGCUCCAAGAUGUUCAAACUGUUGUGCUUGUUCGCCUUUUUGGCAUUCGCCGCGGCUGCGCCGGCACCCGCACCCGCACCGGCACCCGGCGCGAUCAUCGGCGCCCCGCUUGUAACAUCUUACAGCGCUCCCAUCGUUUCCGCGCCGUUAGCUUACAGCGCAUACAGCCUACCGACUUAUAGCGCGUAUUCGGCAUACCCGGCCUUACCGUACGCGUAUAAGAGUUAUGCAGCCUACGUGGCCUAAUUGUCUAAACACCAGGGAAUACCAGAUACCAGGCAUCGGAGAUUAAGGACCAAUUUCCAUCGACGCAAAUUGAUCGGUCAACGCACACUUGAAAUCUUUUUCAAAAAUCAACCACGGAUUUGUUUAUCCGCGGUUCAUUCUCUUCAUCCCCUUCUCAUCCGUCAUCGAAUAAUUCCGCUCUUACAUUCCAUUAUCAAGAUCCAGAAUCAAUAAAGACGCUUAAAAGCAAUA
This is a messenger RNA of Wasmannia auropunctata (little fire ant), 908 nucleotides long. Its product is annotated as cuticle protein 12.5. The record is from RefSeq and is a predicted model, not a curated record. Bases 114 to 677 code for a protein of 187 amino acids. The transcript is spliced from 4 exons. Lineage: Eukaryota; Metazoa; Arthropoda; Insecta; Hymenoptera; Formicidae.